AUGGGGAACUUACCGGAUUCAGAGCUGAGCAGGAAGUGGGACCAGUGCAUGGUGGAUGUGGUCCUGAAGACAGGUACUGGUUUUGGAUUAGCCUUUGGUUCUGGCAUGGGACUGGGAAUGGCCUACUCCAACUGUCAGCAUGAUUUCCAGGCUCCGUAUCUUCUACAUGGAAAAUAUGUCAAGGAGCAGGAGCAGUGA
Molecule: messenger RNA, 198 nt
Organism: Zalophus californianus (California sea lion)
Lineage: Eukaryota; Metazoa; Chordata; Mammalia; Carnivora; Otariidae
Product: MICOS complex subunit MIC10-like
Exons: 2
Coding region: 1-198 (65 amino acids)
Cellular component (GO): mitochondrial inner membrane; MICOS complex; mitochondrion
Source: RefSeq, a predicted model, not a curated record